GCUGGGGGCCUGACCCCGUCUUGCUGUGUCCAUGCUGACCCCGGCUUUGCCCCCUUCCUGCUGUGCCCUGGGCUUCCUGGCCAUGCCCAGUGCCCGCCCCCAUGGAGCUGCGCGACUACCAGUGGGAAGUGAUCCUGCCCGCCCUGGAGGGCCAGAACAUCAUCAUCUGGCUGCCCACGGGCGCCGGGAAGACCCGGGCGGCCGCCUACGUGUGCAAGAGGCAUCUGGAGACCCGGGAGCGGGCCAAGGUGGCUGUGCUGGUGAACAGGGUGCACCUGGUGGAUCAGCACUACCAACAGGAAUUCCGGGCGCUGCAGGAUCGCUUCCAGGUCACUUCAGGGAAUUUUCGGGGCAGGUGGGUUCGGCCCAGGAGCCUGACUGGGCCUUUCUCCCACGUCGGGUGGCCAGGUGCACCUGGUGGAUCAGCACUACCAACAGGAAUUCCGGGCGCUGCAGGAUCGCUUCCAGGUCACGGCCAUCAGGACCCGGACAUGCACGUGGAGCUGACGGAUUUCUCCCUGCUGGUGAUUGACGAAUGCCACCACACCCACAAGGACGCCGUCUACAACCGGAUCAUGGAGGAUUACCUGGAGCGCAAGCUGAAGGGCCAGAAGAAGCUGCCGCAGAUUCUGGGCCUCACUGCCUCACCCAGCACUGGGGGGGCCAGCACCUUCCAGGGGGCCCGGCAGCACAUCCUGCAGAUCUGCGCCAACCUGGACACGGCCAAAAUCAUGUCGUCCCAGAAGCACCGCCGGCACCUGGAGGCUCAGAUCCCGCAGCCCAAGAAGCAGUACGACGUGUCCCAGGAGAGGCCGCAGGACCCCUUUGGCAGGAAGCUCAAAGAGAUCAUGGCCCAGAUCCACCAGCGCCUGGACGUUCCCGAGGUGCCGCAGGACUUCGGCACGCAGGUCUACGAGCAGCGCAUCGUGGAGCUGCGGAAGGCUGGAGCCGCGUCGUUGUGCCGGAAGGCCUUCCACACCCUGGACGAGUUCUACCUGCAGGAAAAGGCCACCAAGACCCUGCAGAACGCCACUGAGGGCUUCCUCAUCGAUACCUUUGAUGAGAACAGGGGCACCCUGCGGGCGCUGGCCGACGACGCGCGCUACGAGAACCCCAAACUGAGCAAGCUGGAGAAAAUCCUCCUGGAGCGGUUCCACACCCCGGGCAGCGCCCGCGGCAUCAUCUUCACCAAGACGCGCCAGAGCGCCCAUGCCCUGUACUUGUGGAUCCGGGAGAACACGACGCUGACUGGAGCCGGCUACAGCAACCAGACCAAGCACAUGACCCAGAACGAGCAGCAGGACGUGAUCAAUCAGUUCCGCAAGGGAGCCUUCAACCUGCUGGUCUCCACCAGCGUGGCCGAGGAGGGCCUGGACAUCCCCGAAUGCAACAUCGUGGUUCGCUACGGGCUGAUGACCAACGAGAUCGCCAUGGUGCAGGCCAGGGGCCGCGCCCGGGCUGAGGACAGCCUGUACUCCGUCCUCGCCCAAGCCAACAGCAAGGAGGUGUCCCGGGAGCGGCGGAAUGAGACCCUGGAGGAGCUCAUGCAAAGAGCCAUCGAAGCGGUGCAGGCCAUGCCGGAGGAGGAGUACCGGGACACGAUCACAGACCUGCAGCGAAGCGCCAUCAUUAGCCGGAAGGUGAAGAAGGCCGAAUCCCACCAGAAACGGCGGCUGCACGACCCGGACGCCGUCCGGCUGCACUGCGGGUCCUGCCACGUGGCCGUGUGCCACGGCAACGACCUGCGCACCGUGGAGAAGAUGCAUCACGUCAACAUCAACCCCAACUUCAAGUUUUACUACAGAGCCACGUCCGGCCAGGUGGAGAUCCCCCGCAACUUCAAGGACUGGAAGCCAGGGGGCAGCAUCAGCUGUGCAAACUGCGGGCAGGCCUGGGGUAUGGAGAUGAUCUACCGCAGCGUGACGCUGCCCAUGCUCUCCAUCAAAAACUUCGUGGUGGCCACGCCGGACGGGAACAAAGAGCACAAGAAAUGGAGCGGGGUGACUUUCGCCAUCGAGGAGUUUGACUACGAGGAGUACUGCAGCAGCACGUUCGACUUGGACAUCUAGCAGCCGGCCCACGCAGGAGGCUGCCCGAGCCCCAGCCGGCCUCCCGUGGCGAGGCGGCGCCUUCGCCCAGUCCCUGGCGUGGGGGGCAGGAGCCCCCUUGCCAGAGAGCACAAGGGACACGUAACCCUGCUUUGUUCAGGGGCAGCUCUGCCUUUCCUCCGUGGUCUAGAACAGGCCUGGGCAACAUACGGCCCACGGACCCAGCCUGUGGAUUCUGUGGGGAACCUCAGGUCAGCUCCCCGCUUGCUUCGUCCCAUCCGCACGCCGGUCAAAAACGCGGCUGCGGGGCGUUUUUUCUUUAAAAACUCUGAGUCUGGAGGGGGGAGGGGAAGGGAGGAAUUGCUCCCACUCCCAGCAUGAUCCCAUUGGUCGGUGUCUGGCCAGAAACUGGCCAAUGGGAGCUGCCUGAUGCAGCCAGGAAGCACAAGGCGUUCCAGAGCACAUGGCUGCAGCCUGUGCAGGGGCGGGGCAGGCAGCAGGGUUCCCUCUAAGCUGGGCUGGCAGCCCCGCUUCACCGGUGAUUAAUCAGCCCAGCCCAAUUCCCUGCCCGAGGUCACA
Molecule: messenger RNA, 2627 nt
Organism: Pelodiscus sinensis (Chinese soft-shelled turtle)
Lineage: Eukaryota; Metazoa; Chordata; Testudines; Trionychidae
Source: RefSeq, a predicted model, not a curated record